AUGAAAAUUGGAACAAUAAAACAUCAAUUAUCAUUGAUAUUUAUCUUACCAUUAUUAUAUAACUUAUUAAAUUAUUUUGGUAAUAUAUCUGUACGUUCAUCAAUUCCAUCAAUAUUUAUAAUAAUAUGGCAAUUAAUUCUAUUUAUAUUCAGUGAAGAUUUUUUAUUUUUUUGGAUACAUUAUUUGUUUCAUACAUGUUGGUUAUAUAAACAUAUUCAUAGAAAACAUCAUUUAUUCAAACAACCGACUGGUAUUGUUUUUGUUUUAGCUAAUCCAUGGGAAUCAUUAUUACAAAAUCAACUUGCUGUUUGGUUCGUACCAAUAUUUUUCAAAGAAAAACAUUUAUUUACAAUAUGUUUAUGGAUAUUUAUUCGUGUUUAUCAAAUAAUAAAUACUCAUUCGGGUUAUGAUUUACCAUAUAUAAGUCCUCAAUAUUAUUUUCCAUGGUUAAUGUCUGGAAGAUUACAACAUGAUUAUCAUCAUUAA
Molecule: messenger RNA, 486 nt
Organism: Rotaria sp. Silwood1
Lineage: Eukaryota; Metazoa; Rotifera; Eurotatoria; Philodinida; Philodinidae
Source: the annotation of a GenBank genome assembly